Molecule: messenger RNA, 2463 nt
Organism: Bombina bombina (fire-bellied toad)
Lineage: Eukaryota; Metazoa; Chordata; Amphibia; Anura; Bombinatoridae
Product: septin-10
Exons: 11
Coding region: 55-1413 (452 amino acids)
Biological process (GO): cytoskeleton-dependent cytokinesis
Cellular component (GO): cell division site; septin ring; septin complex
Molecular function (GO): molecular adaptor activity; GTP binding; GTPase activity
Source: RefSeq, a predicted model, not a curated record
GGAGCAGUGUAUUGGGGCGGGGUACUCUGGGCUGUGUCGUUCACUGAACAAGUUAUGGACGCAUCGCAUGAGCACCCCCGGCACCCGGCUUACCAAUCAAAUUUUGGAAUGAGGUCUCCACUGAGCUCCACUAGUGACUCUACUGAUAACCGAAAAUGCAAUGUAAAUGUUCGUAACCUACCUCUUUCUGGUCAUGUUGGCUUUGACAGUUUGCCUGAUCAGCUAGUCAACAGAUCCAUUCAGCAAGGAUUCUGUUUCAACAUUCUCUGCAUAGGGGAGACUGGCAUUGGAAAGACUACAUUAAUUAAUACCCUAUUUAACACUAACUUUGAAGAAAAUGAAACUAAACAUUUUGAACCUUCAGUGAAACUGAAAGCACAGACCUACGAUCUCCAGGAAAGCAACGUGCGCUUGAAACUGACUAUUGUGAACACAGUAGGCUUUGGUGACCAGAUAAAUAAGAAAGAUAGCUACAUGCCUAUUGUUGAUUACAUUGACACACAGUUUGAAGCCUAUCUACAGGAAGAGUUAAAGAUAAAGCGUUUAUUAUAUAAUUAUCACGAUACACGCAUUCAUGUCUGCCUUUAUUUCAUUGCUCCAACGGGUCAUUCCUUAAAAUCUUUGGAUUUAAUAACUAUGAAGAAACUGGACAGCAAGGUUAACAUAAUUCCCGUCAUUGCUAAAGCGGAUGUUAUUUCUAAAUCUGAACUUCAUAAGUUUAAAACCAAGCUUAUGAGUGAAUUGGUCAGCAACGGAGUACAGAUCUACAAUUUCCCAACUGACGAUGAGACUAUUAGCAAACUGAAUGCAUCUAUGAACGCACAGCUCCCAUUUGCGGUAGUAGGAAGCAUGGAGGAAGUCAAGAUUGGAAACAAGAUGGUUAAAGCACGGCAAUACCCUUGGGGCAUUGUACAAGUUGAAAAUGAGAACCACUGUGAUUUUGUGAAGUUGCGUGAGAUGCUGAUAUGCACUAAUAUGGAAGACUUGAGAGAACAGACACAUUCAAGGCAUUAUGAACUGUACAGGCGCUGCAAAAUGGAGGAAAUGGGUUUCCAUGACAUGGGCCCGGGAGAUAAACCAGUAAGCCUCCAGGAGACAUACGAAGCCAAGCGACAUGAGUUCUUUGAAGAAUUGCAGAGAAAGGAAGAGGAGAUGAGACAGACAUUUGUACAGCGAGUAAGAGAGAAGGAGACUGUACUGAAGGAAGCAGAAAGAGAGCUACAAAACCGAUUUGAGCAACUGAAGAAGCUUCAUCAGGAUGAGAGGAUGAGCUUAGAAGAGAAGCGGAAAGAUCUGCAAGAGGAAGUUAACUCAUUCAAUAAAAGAAAGGCCGCUGCUGAACUAUUACAAGCUCAGAGUUUGGGAAAUGUAUCCAACAGUAGUUUGAAAAAGGACCGCAAAACCUUCAUGUGAGUGGAAUACAUUAAUCAGAAAAAAAUUAAGAACAACGCCAUGAUUGAAACGAGUUUUAAUUCUUUUCCUGCAUUUUUGUCAAAUAAGUAUUUCUCAAGCCCAUCAUCUCAGCUGAAGAGCCAUGGAAGAUUUGGGAAACCGCAAAUGCAGUGUCCUUCAUGCCACCAACUGCUCUAAAUGCCCUUACUGCAACUUUGAUAAUGGUCUCAAGGUUUCUCCUAAUGAAAUAACUCAGUCCUUUCCACUAGUAGGUGGUACCAAAGAGAAGCUCAGAAUGAGUAGAAAGUGGAGUCUUGUAAAAAUUGUAACAAAAGCCAAAUUUUCAAGUGAACAAUCAUUUUAAGAAUAUGGGUCAGUGUGUGUGUUUUUCUUUCUUUCUUUUUUUUUAAAUAUAUAUACUGUUUAUUUGUUAAUUAUCAACAAUAGCCCGUGUCUUUUAUUGAAAAUUAUUGUAUUAAAGAAAAUAAAAAAAUGAAAUGUACUAAAGUUUACGCUUAUUUAGAAUUAGUGGUAUACAUCAUACACUAACAAUGUCUAAAACAUCAAAAUAUAUACUGCCAAGAAUACUAACUUUUUAUUAGCUUUCAAACCUUAAUCUCAUACAAAGAUUUACAUGACUACAGUUGUAACACUCAUGUAAGUCUAUACUUUUUUUAAUAAAAUAAGAGAUAUUUGAUUAUUUUUCUUAGAAAUGACAAUACUUAGUAACAUUUUGGAGGAUUUUUUUCUAGGCAACGACUGUUUUUUUUUUUUUUUUGUUUUUUAAUAAAUUGACAUUAAAGCUAGGAAUAUUUUUAAUGUACAUUUCUAAAAUAUGUUGUAUGUUUUUUUGUUUAGCAUAUCUGUAAGAUUUUUUGUUUUCGUCUACAGGCAUGUAUAAGCAAAUGAUUUUCACAUGUAUAUUUUUAAUAAUAAUCCUUUUUUAAAAAAAAAAAGGUCUACUUAUAUGAAAAAUAUUGUGUUUAAAGGAGCAUUGUAAGUAUUUUAAAUUUACUAUUACAUUUUUGAUUGCUAUUAAACAAAAAAUAAAAAAAAAUGAUGUGCCUGGUA